Messenger RNA from Sphaeroforma arctica JP610, 1995 nucleotides. RefSeq lists its product as hypothetical. Gene Ontology annotation, biological process: Golgi to plasma membrane transport; exocytosis. The annotation marks the transcript as partial. The transcript is spliced from 14 exons. Lineage: Eukaryota; Ichthyosporea; Ichthyophonida. Gene Ontology annotation, cellular component: exocyst. The record is from RefSeq and is a predicted model, not a curated record.
AAGAAAAAUAGGCCGUGCAAGAGGCCAAUCGAUUUCGGAAUUGGAUAAGUUCGAUCUGAAAGAGCUCUUCUCCGCUAGCGGCGCAAAGAAUCGCACACUCUUCCGCUUCGCGUCCAGUCAAUUCGCCGUAAAUUCCGACCCCAACAAACGCGAGAAUCUGAUUGGUCCCCACACCACUGCGGCCACAGUCGGCGGCAAUGGUGUGGGGGGGGGCGUGUCUCGGGCGGUGGUCUGUGACCCGAGUCCGUUGAACUUCGCAUGUUUUUACAAGCCAGUGAUAGCCUUCUGCAAGGAGAUGGAGGCCCGCUGCCACUCCCCGUCCGUGGCAUCAUAUCAACCCUGCCACGUGCCAUCAUUCAUCUGCGUUGCUCUUAUUCUCAUGCAAUCGCUGCCCACCCACUGGCUCAGGGACGCGCCUCCGCUGCAGGUGUUCAUGUCUAACUUUGGGAAGGUGCAGUUUCUGGACUUUAUUCGCAACGAGAGUUUGGACAGACUCAAAGUGGCCGUGGAAGAUCCGGACGCAUUCGCCGUUGUCGGUGGGCUGAAUUCAGAUUCCAAUGGACAUAAAAAGAGCUUGUUGGUGAAGAGUGUUGUCGUAGUUGAAUGCAUCCAGGACGAUCUACAGGCCAUUGUGCGGCAGUUGCCUGAGUUUAAGAGCGAUAUCAUGGGCAUCAUGUGUGACCUCCUGGAACACUACCAGUCAGCCUGCGAGGAGGUGUACACCGUAGCGUUACCUACCUAUCCACCCAGCAUUCCUGGUGACCACCUGCGCUUCAGGCAGAUGGCGUGUGGUUUCUCUGUUUUGGCCGUGUCAACGGUGAGCGAUGAUUGGAGCAGAAACGAAGAAAUCGAACAGAUCAUCAAGCAGUAUCCUGCGUGGCACAAGAUGAAGGAGCAGUUCACCAGCAGCAACCUGCCGAAGGUGGGCGAGGGCUUUGACAUCGAUGGGGCUACCAACAAGAACCUGCAUUUGAAGGUAGGUAGUGGUGUACACGGGGAGAACAACGUGCAUAGGAGGCAAUUCAAGGCUGAAAAUGAACUGUUGAGUGCGAUUGCCUUCCGCAGAACAAAUAUCAUCACACACGUGGGGUCCUUCACAACACUGGCCUGCAUGCACCAGAGUCUGGAAUGGCUCGCAAACAAAAUUGGAGUCGACUCGCAGCAAUCCAAACACCGACGCAUGUCUGUGAUUCCAACACGAGCAGUGCCACGGAAGAGCAUUAAAGCACUUCAGGGCGACGGACAGGCCGAAGACUUCAAGCUACUGCAGACAUACAAGGGGUUUCAGGAUAUAUCUGACAGGUGUAUGCUGGCGCUCAAGAUGGAGGUCCGAUGCCAGGUAUACUACUAUCUGAUUAUCGUGCUGCAGAAGUCGGUCUACUUCCUGGAUGAAGAGCCCGCUCAGCCCGACGCGAACGUCAUGUUACUUAACGACUCGCUGGCCAACAUAGAGGACGCAAUUGAAAACUAUCUGCCUGCCCAUAAAGUCGAAUUUGUGUUUGACCAAGUGGCAGAGCUCAUGUGCUUUGUGCUGAUGACGUAUGUGGACCAAAUCAAGAAGGUCAACUCUCGCGGGGUCAGUAAGAUGUACCGAAACAUCUUUGGUCUCAAGCAGAACUUGACCAACAUCACCAAUAAAUACAGUGAUGAAUUCGUAAAGACCAUCCGAUACUACGAGCUCUUGAACCUCUCACCAAAGGAAAUCGUUGACCAGGAAACGCGCGACAAGACACCCGAGUUUACACUGGAGGAGUUUAUGCGACUGUUCUACGUGAUUCACCAGUCCAGUCCGGCCACGGAAGCGUCCACUAUAAAUGAGCAGAUCGGCCGACUCAAGCGCAACUUCGAUAUGAACGAAAGGGACAGAGCCAGCAAAGCAAGAAGGAGACGCUCCACUCUUGUUAAACACCCCGUACGCCGGCCUUCUAUGGCCGCUGCGAUGUUCUCGGGCCUGGCACCACCAACCAAUCACAACUAAUAAUAAAAGACUACGGA